Molecule: messenger RNA, 2206 nt
Organism: Pseudomassariella vexata
Lineage: Eukaryota; Fungi; Ascomycota; Sordariomycetes; Amphisphaeriales; Pseudomassariaceae
Exons: 6
Coding region: 63-2192 (709 amino acids)
Source: RefSeq, a predicted model, not a curated record
AGCAUAUCGAAUCUUCUCAACUCCGUUGAGAAAACCGUGGGCUUGCGGCUCCCAGUCUCACCAUGUCGUGGGAAAAGGAAAAAGAGGCAACUCUCGGCAUCGACUUCGGAAGCACGAGUACCCGCGCCUACCUUUGGUGUUUAGCACUUAAAAAGGGGUUCAAUGUGGAGAAUAGAGACAAGAAAAACUUCACGAGCCGAUUCGACAAAGGUGACUUCUCAUCCACGGGAUAUCCUUUCGACGAAGACGGACCUAUAUACAUGGGGGAAAAAGUGAACCCGAGACGAGAGUCCAUUUCCCUGAAAUAUGCGUUCUACCCCCUUGUGGAUGGGUCCGACGAGUUCAUUGAGCAAUACCGACUCGCCGAGCCAUUGAUGCGUCGGAGAAACGACCAAAAGUUUCUGGACCGCUUGAAGCAAGGUCUGAUGGACCUGUUUUCCAGGUUGUUCCGGCGGGUCAAUGAAGUAUGCGGCGUCAUGCGCCUCCGAGUCAUGAGUAUCGGACUCUCCAUCCCAUCUCAAUGGGAGCUCGACUUCGAGGACCUGUACAGGGGCAUUGUUGCUGAAGCCUUCCAUCAUCCGUCGGAAGAUAUCUUCUUCAUCACGGAGACGGAAGCACUUGCCCACUUUUUGUGCACCGACAUCGACCACCGCAAUCACUUGGUGGAAAAUCGGGAUCACAUUCACCACGAUGUUGUGUUGGUUUUGGACUUUGGGGGCCACAACAUGAACACGUGUGUCUUCAACAUUGUUUAUGGUAGAGGUAAUACUCAAAGCUUUUAUCUCAUAGGUAAACCCGAUGGAAGGGGUGGUGGCAGUGAGCAAUGGGAAUACCUCAUCGGCGAAACCUGCCUGGAACUGAUCCAACAAGCCCCUGGCGAAACCCUAUCAGCCAAGGCCAAGCAAUCCAUCCUCGACGAUUUCAACCGGCAGAAGAGUGGACUCGGUCCUGGCCAACCGGAUAACUUUGACCUCGAAGUGAUAGGACAGACCGGCACUCCCUGGCAGGUGUUUCUGAGUCCCGAAAAAAUCACAUCAUGUUUCAAUGAAGCACUGAAAGAGCCACUGGCGCUUGCCACUGAGAAGAUACAGCAACUUGCGAAGAUGUACAGAUCCCAGAACGACAGACACGAAGCAGACGGAGAAAUUAAUAAAGGCAGGCACCGGCGGCAAAGAGCCCAGCCAAGGGUGAUCGUGGCGGGAGGCACAUCGAAACAUGAAGGUCUUCAAAGUCAGCUGAGAGAUCUGUGUCAAUCAAGUGGGCUUCCGGACCCAGUCUUUACUGAUGACAUCAUGGUGCAGUAUGACUCAGUGAAGAUUGCCAUGGGUGCCGCAUAUGCCAUUGCCCGCCCCCUGACGGUAGAUCAGUUCAUGCGGCGGGGUGCUGCAUUUGGUCUCCAGAUGCGGCAGCACGCAACGCGUGGUAACAGCAACGCGGAAAACGAAUGGGACGACAGAGCAAUGUUUCUUAUGAGCAAGCGGAGGCAGAUCAAAGAUCUUAAAAUAAACGUCACAGGUCGUGACGAGCUCAAAAUCGUCUGCGAUCCCUUCUUUGACGACGGAAACAAUGCUGACAACAUGCACUGCAACAAGUGCUACGACAUACUCUACCUCGGCCAACCGACGAAAGGGUGGUGGUACUUUACGCUGACUCUAGUGGGAUGUGGAGACAAUACGUCCCUGACUAUCGAGCGACGGAGCAAGCGCCACAAGACCAAAAGGAAGAUAGUCGCCUAUGACUCGCGGACCAUACCCCUGUACUACAAUAGAGGAAGCAAUAGUAUACACCUCGGUGAGGAUGGUCGCGAUGCUUCAGAGUUUCUCGCCGGGUUCGACCAAUAUGCGCGGGCGGAUGCAGGAAAGAGGAAGAAUGGCAUCCAAGUCGAGGACGUACAACAGCCUCCUGAUGUUGAUGAAACCUCCGUGAACGCUCCUGAAAACUUCAUUGUUCUUGAUGACGACUCGCAGGGUUCUACUCACGAUGGAGACUCAUGGGAAGGCGAGGAUUGGAACUUUGAUGACCCGGCGAUGUUGAAAUCGUUGAAUCCGGAUGGGGAAGUGGAACUCCAGUCGGCGAAUAGGCAUGCGCUGAAUGCGGCGCAGGUGGACUCAAAUCAAACGAAACAACUGACUGUGCAUUUCAUACACUUAUGUGAACUACAUUCCAAUACUUUAUUACGAACGUACAUGUGAGAUCAACAUUCCAC